This is a messenger RNA of Acanthosepion pharaonis, 837 nucleotides long. The record is from the annotation of a GenBank genome assembly. NCBI's taxonomy places the organism in Eukaryota, Metazoa, Mollusca, Cephalopoda, Sepiida, Sepiidae.
AUGAAGAAAAUAACAUUUAACACACUCUCUCUCUCUCUCUCUCUCUCUCUCUCUCUCUCUCUCUCUCUCUCUCUCUGUAUGUGUGUGGGUGAGUAUGAACAGUCAAGGAUUAGCUUUCCUGAAAUAAAUCGAAUCCCAUCCUUAUUUUUUCUCUCUCUCUCUCUCUCUCUCUCUCUCUCUCUCUCUCUCUCUCUCUCUUCGUCUUUUCGUUUUCUUCAAAAGAUUUUUUAUUUUCAUUCUUUCUUCCUCUACCUUAAACUACACUUCUCUCUAUCCAAAUUUUUGCUUUCGUUUACCUCUAUUAUCCAUGUUUUCAAAAAAAAAUCCAAAUUUCCUUGUCUUCAUCAACAUAAAGCUAAUCAGGUCAAGUGCUUAUUUCACUUUAACUUACUCAUUCCUCGUCUCGCGCUCUCUCUACCACGAUAUCUCAUCCCCCUCUAUCUCUUACUCACACACAUCACAUAUAUCUCGUCUCUCGCCCGUUCAGAAAAUUCUUCAAUUUUUUCUCGGUAUCCUUUUCUCUCAAUUAUAAUUGUAUCUCUUAUUAUCGAUAUUUUUUUCUUUUCUCUCUCUAUCUAUCUAUCUAUCUAUCUAUCUAUCUACCAUUUAUCUAUCUAUUUCUAUCUAUCUAUUAUCUAUCCUAACUACAAAAGCUCAAAUCAUCUUCCUUCCUUCCUUCAUUCAUUCAUUUCUUUCUUUCUUUCUUUCUUUCUUUCUUUCUUUCUUUCUUUCCUUCCUUCCUUCCUUCCAUCCUUCCUUCUUUCUUUCUUUCUUCACACUCCUUACUCUAUUAUUUGUUUUUCGAUUAUUCUUAUUUUGUGUCGAUACACAUUGUGA